CAAAUAGAUCGAUAUAUUUUUCUUUAAAAUGUACAUGUAGUCGGGAUCGGCCUUUGAAUUAAAUGACACGGGUAGAUAAUGGACUUUGACCGGUGUUUCGGUAGUUUUAUUUUAUCUACCAGGCUGUUUGAUAGCAUAAAACUUAAAAAGUAGAAACUUUAAUAGCCGUGAUGUCUGACGAUGAAACAUUGCGACAAGGUGUUCGAUUGAACCUAUCUGCAUGGAUAGACAAACUGAAAUGUGAUGGGGAUAUCGAGAAACAGCACUUCUUCAAGAAGAAAUUUAUACAGAGGCUACGUACUUCCCCUGUUGCCAUAGAAACUGACAAGGCCAAUGAGCAGCAUUAUGAAGUCCCCACGGAAUUUUUUAAAACAGUUCUUGGACCAAGGCUGAAGUACAGUGGCUGUGUAUGGAAUGACAAAGUCCAGAACUUAGCAGAAGCGGAAGAAGUCACACUUCAAUUGUACUGUGAAAGGGCAAAGAUUGAAGAUGGACAAACAGUGAUGGAUUUAGGCUGUGGAUGGGGCUCUUUUGGACUGUUUGUCCUACAGAACUAUCCCAAAUGUCAUGUGACCUGCGUGUCCAACUCUAACACCCAGAGGCACCACAUCGAGAGUGAGGGACUCAGGCUGGGUGUGUCCAACCGCCUGCAGUGUAUCACAGCAGAUGCCAAUGAAUUCACCACCAACAAGCGCUUCGACAGAAUCGUCUCCAUAGAGAUGUUUGAGCACAUGAAGAACUAUUCUGUCCUGUUCCAGCGGGUCUCCUCCUGGCUGAAGCCGGCUGGACAACUCUUCAUCCAGGUGCUCUGUCACCGACACUUCCCGUACUCUUUUGACACCAAGCCAGGGUCAGACACGGAGUGGAUGGCCAAGAACUUCUUCACCGGAGGAACAAUGCCCUCCGUGGAUCUCUUCCAUUACUUUCAGAGAGAUGUGUACCUUGAGGAUGAAUGGCUGAUCAAUGGCUGUCACUACAGUAAGACCCUGGAGGCCUGGCUCGCCCUCAUGGAUAGACAGAUGGACAAAGUGAAAAAGAUCUUCACCCAGACCUACGGUCAGGAGGCAGACAAACAAAUUUUUAAUUGGCGGCUCUUUUUCAUCUUCUGCUCGGAGGUGUUCGGCUACAAUGGGGGAAACGAAUGGCAUAUUGCUCAGUAUAGAUUCAAGAAGCAGCUCAGCAGUGCUCUGUAAAUGUUAUAUAUGUAAUUACAGUGCUCUGUAAAUGUUAUAUAUGUAAUUACAGGUUAGUUUUUUCAGGAAUUGACAAAGUGUUAUUCUGUUGAAUUGAAUGUUAUGAAGGAGCUAAUGAGUGGUAUAUUGCACUGUAUAUUAGAUCCAAGAAACAGCUCAACAGUGCUUUGAAAAAGUUUUCAAAUUUUUUUUUAUCAAAAUAAGUCUACACAAUAUGUAGUCAGACACAUGAUUGAAAUUAGUUGAUGGCAUUUUAUUUUAGUGGACUGAAUGUUGGUUUUUUUUUCCAAUGUCAGAACUACUGUUAUGAUACAUUUUGACAUUACCCAACCUGAGUUUCAAUGUUUAACUCAUAAAUACAUGUACAUGUAUGUGAAUUACCAGUAUUUGGUUGCAUCGAUCUAUUCUGAUUUUUAUAAGAAAUUGUUGAGUUGUGUAAUUAUAGUGUAUCACUUAUUUAAGUAUUAUUAUCAUUGUGUAAAUUAGUAUAAUUUAUUAUUUAUAGCAUUAAGUGUUUUCAGUUUUGAAUAUCAAUAUUUUGUAUGAGUAUUUACUGUUAUUAGUAUUAUUAGUAU
Molecule: messenger RNA, 1768 nt
Organism: Magallana angulata
Lineage: Eukaryota; Metazoa; Mollusca; Bivalvia; Ostreida; Ostreidae
Exons: 8
Coding region: 171-1193 (340 amino acids)
Source: RefSeq, a predicted model, not a curated record